Molecule: messenger RNA, 639 nt
Organism: Solanum stenotomum
Lineage: Eukaryota; Viridiplantae; Streptophyta; Magnoliopsida; Solanales; Solanaceae
Product: auxin-responsive protein SAUR22-like
Exons: 1
Coding region: 216-506 (96 amino acids)
Biological process (GO): response to auxin
Source: RefSeq, a predicted model, not a curated record
AACUUAGCAUGUGAAGUAGGGCCUCUCUCACAUGGAACCAAUUGACCUGCCGUGGCACGCAACAUAUUGCAAUUUGCAAGCAGCCUCUAUAAAUAUAGACUACAACAAGUCAGUCAAAUCAUCAAACACCUUCAGUGCAUAAAAUUAUUCCUCUCACUCAACAAGUUCCAAUCCAUCAAAUAUCAAAACUUAUCUUCAAAAUCAAAGAUCUAGUGAUGGGUAUUAUUCGUUUACCAUCAAGUUUGAAGCAAUUUCAUAAACUACACGUUGUUACUUGGAAUCAAAUAUCAGAUGUACCAAAAGGACAUUUAGCAGUUUACGUUGGAGAAACAGAGAAGAAACGAUACGUAGUUCCAAUUGCAUACCUGAAUCACAGUUCGUUCCAGGAAUUGCUUCAGAAAGCUGAGGAAGAAUUUGGAUUUCAACAUUCAAUGGGCGGUCUCACAAUACCCUGCAAUGAGGAUGCAUUUUUCCAUGUCACUUCUCGAUUGAACAAUUCCUUAUGAAGAAGCAAUUAUAUUAGUGACAGAUUAUAGUAGAGAUUAAUUAGUGUUUUCCCUUUCAUCAUUUUUUUCCCCCUUAGAAAGGGGGUAACUGUAUGUACAAAGCCUUGCCAUACAAAUUACAAUCAAAUGGAAU